This is a messenger RNA of Heterobilharzia americana, 381 nucleotides long. NCBI's taxonomy places the organism in Eukaryota, Metazoa, Platyhelminthes, Trematoda, Strigeidida, Schistosomatidae. The record is from the annotation of a GenBank genome assembly.
AUGCAAAGAUUUUUAUUCAAUACUAUUAGACUAUACAACACUGCUUGUGCAGAUGUAAAAGUGUCGACAAUUUCACGACAUCGUGACUGUUUACAAAUGUGGAAUAAGCUCAAGGAAUAUCAGUUGAACCUCUGCAUGUCCCCACGUGUCGAAAAAGUUACAGUUACAUAUGAUGGUCUUUUGGGGAAAUCAACUUUGGAAAUGACGAAAGGUAUAUCAACACCUUUGGAUUGUGCAAAGCAUUUGUCUGAAAUGCUGGUUAAAGAAAGCGUUAUUGCUUUGGUUAACAAUAAACCUUGGGAUAUGAAUCGUCCUCUGACAUCCGACUGUUCACUGGAUUUUGUUCAUUUCAAGGUUCGUUUUAGUCUGUGUUAUUUGUGA